AUGAAGGCGGCCUUCACAGACAAGCAGCUAGAAGAAGGUAUCGACCGCGUCCUCGCAGGAGAGAAGCUCGCAGCCGUGGCCGACCCGUCACCAGUGUCGUUGUCAACACUAAAGCGCAAAGUCGCCGCGCGCAUCGAAGGUCGAUCUAUUGAGCGCCAACGGCCCGGACCUGCCCCCCUGCUGCCUCCCGAGUGUGAAGCCGAUCUAGUGACAUGGAUCGCUGCAAUGCAGCGUCGUCUGGUCCGACAAGCAAUGGUGCAGGAGCUGCACUCCAAGCGCGUGACAACAAUGGCGCCGAAGUGCCUGCAGUGGAGCCGCUGUUCAUCAUCGAGAGCGCGACGGUUUGAGUGA
This is a messenger RNA of Phytophthora sojae, 351 nucleotides long. RefSeq lists its product as hypothetical. NCBI's taxonomy places the organism in Eukaryota, Oomycota, Peronosporomycetes, Peronosporales, Peronosporaceae. The transcript has a single exon. Bases 1 to 351 code for a protein of 116 amino acids. The record is from RefSeq and is a predicted model, not a curated record.